AGAGAGAGAGAGAGAGAGGGGCGUACGUUAACCACCGUGCGCCUUCAUAUUGUUUCCCUAAGUCCCUCGUCUUACCCUUCCUCACCACACACACCACCCUCUUUCUCUCUCUAAAAAAUAAAUUUGAUUAAAAAAAGGAAAACAAAAAGGGCAAAAAAAAAAAAAAAAAAAAAAAAGGAAAGAAAAAAGAAAACCAGAGCCAGAGAGAGAAACCGAAGAAACCACAGAGAGCAAACCAAGAAAGAAUGAAGCAGAGUUCGUCUUCUGAGGCUGUUUCAUCGUCAUCGUCUUCUUCAUCUUCAUCUUCGACCGUUCUAUCCGAACAAUCACAGCUCGCCACCUCAUCGUCGUCGUCAUCGUCUUCGCCUUCGGCUUCGGCGACGGAGAAAACCCCGUCAAUAUCAGCGGCGGCGGCGGAGGACCUUGCCGUCGGGUCCAGAGAUGGUGGAGGGGCACAGGAAACGGUGACCGUUGAUCGGCGCGGGGAGUUCUCAGCUGUUUGCCGAUGGACGGUUCAGAAUUUUCCGAGAAUCAAGGCUAGGGCACUGUGGAGCAAGUACUUUGAGGUAGGAGGCUACGAUUGCCGACUCCUCGUGUACCCUAAAGGUGACCCUCAGGCUUUGCCAGGUUACAUCUCUAUCUACCUCCAAAUCAUGGACCCUCGCGGCACAUCUUCUUCCAAAUGGGACUGUUUUGCUAGUUACCGUUUGGCCAUCGUCAACCUCCUCGACGAUUCCAAGACCAUUCAUCGGGAUUCGUGGCAUCGUUUCUCCAGCAAGAAGAAAUCUCACGGUUGGUGCGAUUUCACACCCUCUUCCACUGUGUUCGAUUCCAAACUGGGUUAUCUGUUCAAUAACGAUUCGGUUCUCAUAACCGCUGAUAUUUUAAUCUUGAAUGAGACCGUUAAUUUCACGCGCGACAACAACGAACUGCAAUCAUCGGCCUCGUCGAUGAUGAUGAUGUCCUCGUCGGUUGUCGCGGGUCCAGUGUCCGACGUGUUGAGCGGUAAGUUCACUUGGAAAGUGCAUAAUUUCAGUCUAUUUAAGGAGAUGAUUAAAACCCAGAAGAUAAUGAGCUCGGUUUUCCCUGCUGGGGAGUGUAACUUGAGAAUUAGUGUGUACCAGAGCUCUGUUAAUGGAGUCGACUAUUUAUCCAUGUGUUUGGAGAGCAAGGAUACGGAGAAGACGGUCCUGUUGUCUGAUAGGAGUUGCUGGUGUUUGUUUAGAAUGUCGGUUCUGAAUCAAAAGCCUGGGUCCAAUCAUAUGCAUAAGGACUCUUAUGGGCGGUUUGCGGCUGAUAAUAAGAGUGGUGAUAAUACUAGUUUGGGUUGGAAUGAUUAUAUGAAGAUGUCAGAUUUUGUUGGGUCCGAUUCCGGGUUUUUGGUGGAUGAUACUGCUGUAUUUAGUACGUCAUUUCAUGUCAUUAAGGAGUUCAGUAGCUUCUCCAAGAAUGGGGGAUUGAUUGGAGGAAGGAGUGGAAGUGGGGCUAGGAAAUCAGAUGGGCAUAUGGGGAAGUUCACUUGGAGGAUUGAAAAUUUCACAAGGUUGAAGGAUCUUUUGAAGAAGAGAAAGAUAACGGGUCUUUGCAUCAAGAGCAGGAGGUUUCAGAUAGGAAAUAGGGACUGCCGCCUCAUUGUUUAUCCUCGAGGGCAGUCUCAGCCACCAUGCCACCUUUCGGUUUUUCUGGAAGUUACAGAUUCACGAAACACUUCAAGUGAUUGGAGUUGUUUUGUGAGUCAUCGAUUGUCGGUUGUAAACCAGAGAAUGGAAGAGAAGUCUGUAACAAAGGAAUCUCAAAAUCGUUACUCCAAAGCUGCAAAGGACUGGGGUUGGCGUGAGUUUGUGACACUUACUAGUCUCUUCGAUCAAGAUUCAGGGUUUCUUGUUCAGGAUACUGUUGUAUUCUCUGCUGAGGUUCUUAUAUUAAAAGAGACAUCAGUAAUGCAGGAUUAUACUGAGCAGGAUAGUGACACAACCAGUGCUGGUUCCCAGAUGGAUAAGAUUGGCAAAAGAAGCUCAUUUACAUGGAAGGUGGAGAAUUUCCUGGCUUUUAAGGAAAUAAUGGAGACCCGGAAAAUCUUUAGCAAAUUCUUUCAAGCUGGUGGAUGCGAGCUUCGAAUUGGUGUAUAUGAGUCUUUUGACACCAUAUGCAUCUAUUUGGAAAGUGAUCAGUCAGUUGGUAGUGAUCCAGAUAAAAACUUUUGGGUUAGAUAUAGGAUGGCUGUGGUGAAUCAGAAGAACCCAGCCAAAACUGUGUGGAAAGAGUCCUCUAUAUGUACAAAGACGUGGAAUAAUUCUGUUUUGCAAUUCAUGAAGGUUUCAGAUAUGUUGGAAGCAGAUGCAGGGUUUCUUGUUCGUGACACUGUUGUCUUUGUUUGUGAAAUAUUGGAUUGCUGCCCUUGGUUCGAGUUUUCAGACCUGGAGGUUUUGGCUUCAGAAGAUGACCAGGAUGCUUUGACAACUGAUCCUGAUGAACUUAUUGAUUCCGAAGACAGCGAAGGGAUAAGUGGUGAUGAAGAGGAUAUUUUUAGGAACCUACUUUCUAGAGCUGGUUUUCACCUCACAUAUGGAGACAAUCCUUCCCAGCCGCAGGUCACUCUGCGAGAAAAGCUGCUAAUGGAUGCUGGUGCAAUUGCUGGUUUCCUGACUGGACUCCGUGUUUAUCUUGAUGACCCUGCUAAAGUAAAACGCUUGCUGCUUCCAACCAAACUCUCUGGCAGCAACGAUGGUAAAAAGGUUGCAAAGAGUGAUGAAUCUUCCCCUAGUUUGAUGAACUUGCUGAUGGGAGUAAAGGUUUUGCAGCAGGCAAUUAUUGAUUUACUUUUGGAUAUAAUGGUUGAGUGUUGCCAACCUACAGAAGGAAGUUCUAACAGUGAUUCUUCCGAUGCAAACUCAAAAUCUUCCCCAGAUGGAAGUGGAGCUACUAGUCCACUGCAAUCUGAUAGAGAAAAUGGAGUAACAGAAUCUGUCCAAUUUCCUAUUUUUGAGAGAUUGGAUUCUGGUGUUGAUGAAAGUACCAGUGCAUCUGCUGUACAAAGUUCUGACAUCAACGGGAUCCGUAUACUUGGAAAAGCUAUUCCUGGACAGCCUAUUUCUCCACCAGAAACAUCUGCUGCAGGUUCAGAAAAUGUGUGUCUUCGCUCAAAGACUAAGUGGCCUGAGCAGUCUGAGGAACUCUUAGGAUUGAUUGUAAACUCACUGAGAGCACUGGAUGGAGCUGUACCACAAGGCUGUCCUGAACCACGACGCAGGCCUCAGUCUGCUCAAAAGAUCACUCUUGUGCUGGAUAAAGCUCCUAAGCAUUUGCAGCCAGACUUAGUUGCUUUGGUACCCAAGUUGGUUGAACAUUCAGAGCAUCCACUUGCUGCUUUUGCACUCCUGGAACGACUUCAAAAGCCAGAUGCAGAGCCUGCCAUACGUAUACCUGUAUUUGGUGCUCUUAAUCAACUGGAGUGUGGUAGUGAAGUCUGGGAACGAGUUUUGUUCCAAUCUUUUGAGCUUUUGACAGAUUCAAAUGAUGAGCCUCUUGCUGCCACUAUAGAUUUCAUUUUCAAAGCUGCAUCACAGUGUCAGCAUCUCCCUGAAGCAGUCAGAUCUGUUCGUGUUAGGCUAAAAAGUUUGGGUGUAGAUGUUUCUCCUUGUGUCCUUGAGUUUUUGAGUAAAACUGUAAAUAGUUGGGGAGAUGUUGCUGAAACCAUACUUAGAGACAUUGAUUGUGAUGAUGAAUUUAGUGACAGUUGUUCUACAAUGCAUAGUGGGCUUUUCUUAUUUGGUGAUCAUGGGCCUACUUCUGAAAGGUUGCAUUUGGCAGAUGAGCAGGCUUUUCAUGCUAGUUGUCAUUUUUCCGACAUUUAUAUCCUGAUUGAAAUGUUAUCCAUACCUUGUCUAGCUGUUGAAGCUUCUCAGACGUUUGAGAGAGCUGUAGCUCGAGGUGCCAUUGCGGCACAUUCUGUAGCCGUGGUUUUGGAAAGGCGCCUUACACAAAGAAUAAAUCUUAAUGCUAGAUUUGUUGCUGAAAAUUUUCAUCAUUCUGAGGGUGUUGUAGAAGGAGAGGCCAAUGAACAGCUGAGAGUUCAACAAGACGAUUUUACUUCAGUUCUUGGUCUCGCUGAGACUUUGGCCCUCUCUAGAGAUCCUUGUGUGAAGGAAUUUGUGAAGAUGCUAUAUACACUGUUGUUCAAAUGGUAUGCUGAUGGGUCUUAUCGUGGGAGAAUGCUAAAGAGACUUGUUGAUCGUGCCACCAGUACUGGUACUACAGAUAAUAGUCAUGAAGUAGAACUAGAUUUAGAUAUUUUGGUAACUUUGGCUUGUGAGGAGCAAGAAAUUAUCAGACCAGCUUUAAGCAUGAUGCGGGAGGUGGCUGAACUUGCUAAUGUUGAUCGUGCUGCUCUUUGGCAUCAGUUAUGUGCUAGUGAAGAUGAAAUUAUGCGCAUGCGGGAGGAAAAGAAAGCUGAAGUUGCCAAUAUGGUUAGGGAGAAAGCUAUUGUAUCUCAAAAGCUGAGUGAAUCUGAGGCCACUAACAAUCGUCUUAAGUCUGAAAUGAAAGCUGAGUUGGACCGCUUUGCCCGGGAAAAGAAGGAGCUUUCUGAACAAAUACAAGAAGUAGAGAGUCAGCUUGAUUGGCUUCGUUCAGAGCGAGAUGAUGAAAUUACAAAGCUCUCUGCUGAGAAGAAGGUACUUCAAGAUCGUCUUCAUGAUGCGGAAACUCAAAUCUCUCAACUGAAGUCUCGAAAACGGGAUGAAUUGAAGAAAUUGGUGAAGGAGAAAAAUGCUCUUGCUGAGAGGUUGAAGAGUGCGGAGGCUGCUCGCAAGAGAUUUGAUGAAGAACUAAAACGAUAUGCCACAGAGAAUGUGACGCGAGAGGAAAUCCGGCAAUCUCUUGAGGAUGAAGUUCGACGAUUGACACAAACAGUUGGACAGACUGAAGGAGAAAAGCGGGAGAAGGAGGAGCAGGUUACUCGAUGUGAGGCUUAUAUCGAUGGGAUGGAAUCAAAAUUGCAGGCCUGCCAGCAAUAUAUUCAUACUCUGGAGGCCUCACUUCAAGAGGAAAUGUCUCGACAUGCUCCACUCUAUGGUGCUGGUUUAGAAGCUCUAUCAAUGAAGGAGUUGGAGACACUGUCACGUAUACAUGAAGAAGGGCUAAGACAAAUUCAUGCUCUUCAACAGCGUAAAGGCAGUCCAGCAGGCAGUCCUCUUGUGAGCCCCCAUACACUUGCACACAAUCAUGGUUUGUACCCUGCUGCACCGCCCCCAAUGGCUGUUGGAUUGCCCCCGUCGCUCAUCCCGAAUGGUGUUGGGAUCCACAGCAAUGGGCACGUUAAUGGAGCAGUUGGACCAUGGUUCAACCAUACUUGAAUCUGGCCACAGCCAUAUUGAUGCUGAUACAGGCAUUGAUUCACCCAAUAUUUUAAAUUUUUUUCCCCAGUUAUUUCUUGGCAUUUUGACUGGUAGAACUGUUGGUACACGAGGGGAAAGCGGAAAACAAAGAUGGAAGAUGGAUGGGAGGGGGUUUAGAGCUUUAGAGAGUAAUUGAAUGAGGAAGUGGAGGGUCAAUGUCCCAAUAGAACUAACAGUUGCAAAUGCCAUUCUCAUUUGCAUCUUUAUUUAUUUUUAAUUUUUUCCCUCUUUCCUUUAAAAGUUAAUGAUAGGCCUUUUUGAAAAGUUUUGCUGAAUAUUUCUUUUCUUUUUUGGAUUUUUAAACCUCUCUUCGGUUAAACUACAUGAAUCUUGAAAUUUUGGGGCUGGUGGUGAUAUACCAUUGGUGGAGAAUCACUAUCCAGCGUCGUAGUCGGGCUACUAUGAGAGGUCUAAAUUUUCAUGGGGUUUGGAGAACUGGAUUCCCACCUCUAGGCUCACCAGAGGCCCAAUUGAAAGUUUUUGAAAUAGGAUGGUAUCGGGCCCCAGGGUUAAUAAUCAACUUGGAGUUGGCCCGAAAUUGAAGGUAUUCUGUUUCUAUAUUUCUAUUAGCAAACUUAUUAAUGAUAUAAUUCAUCUUUAAAAGGAAUUUUUAUCU
Molecule: messenger RNA, 6012 nt
Organism: Ziziphus jujuba (common jujube)
Lineage: Eukaryota; Viridiplantae; Streptophyta; Magnoliopsida; Rosales; Rhamnaceae
Exons: 10
Coding region: 246-5354 (1702 amino acids)
Molecular function (GO): protein binding
Source: RefSeq, a predicted model, not a curated record